Messenger RNA from Nelumbo nucifera (sacred lotus), 3709 nucleotides. RefSeq names its product receptor-like protein kinase THESEUS 1. Gene Ontology annotation, biological process: protein phosphorylation. Gene Ontology annotation, molecular function: protein kinase activity; ATP binding. Lineage: Eukaryota; Viridiplantae; Streptophyta; Magnoliopsida; Proteales; Nelumbonaceae. The record is from RefSeq and is a predicted model, not a curated record.
AAGAAGGGUCCAGGUACCGAUGGUCCCAGGCUCGCAAAGCAAGCCAACCCUUCCUUGUUCCUUCUAAGCUUUAUAGUUUAUACAUCUCUAACGUUACAAAACCAGAACAAAAAACUCACCUGCAGAACUUCCAUGGCGUUUUAUAUUAUUUAAUUCGUAGCUGUUCCAAGAUACGGGUGUCAAAGGCAAACUAGAAUAUUUGGGUUGAGCAGCUGCUUCAAUGGAGAUUAUUUAAAAUGCCAGUUUCAUUUUCUUUUCUAUGCUCAUGUGGGUCCUCUGCUUCACUGUAAACGACAGUCUAAUCUACAGGCUGGAAAGAGCUGUUUGAGCCGCAGAAAAGCUUCAAGAGAUGGUUCUCAUGGUGGCAUUGGAUUUGCUCUUCGCUGGGUCUUCUCUGUGAUCCUACCUCAAUUCUUACCCAAAAAAACAAAUGCGUCUAGGUCUCUGAAAGAGGGCUUAGAUUUCCUACAUUUGGGCUUUAAGGAUUGGAAUUCCUCAUCUUAUGGAGCUUGUAAGAUGGACACUGUUCUUAGUUCCUAGUAGUUUGGCUUUUGAUCAUUGGUUUUGAUCGAAGUGUUCUUUCUUUUUUUUUUUUUAUGCUGGUGUUCAUUAGAAUGCUGAGAGAUUGAGUUUGGGACUUUGGGUGAAAUUGGUCUGUUCUUUUUGGUUUGAGGAUUUUGGCUACCGGAGAUGGUGAAGAUGAAACGGCUGGAGUGGGUUCCUCUGGUUCUUGCUGUUCUUUAUGUUGGGUUUACAGUUCGUGGCUCCUAUGCUAGCUUUUCUCCAGUUGAUAACUACUUGAUUGCCUGUGGAUCAUCGCAAAAUGUCACCAACCAGGGUCGGACAUUUAUUCCUGAUUCACAGCAAUCCUCAUUCGUGUUACAAAGUCAGGAGAAUACCAUAGUUUCUACUUCUGCUUCUACUGCCCCCUCUCCAAUCUUUCAGUCUGUGCGAGUUUUCUCUGCUCCAGCUUCGUACAAAUUUGAAAUCCAACAGAAAGGGCGUCACUGGGUCCGCCUCUAUUUCUACCCUCUACCUGAUUCUGGCCAGAACCUGAGAUCUGCUUCAAUUACGGUAGUCACAGAUAAUUUUGUUCUAUUGAAUAAUUUCACUUUUAAGAACUAUAAUGGUUCUUAUCUCUUCAAGGAGUAUGCUGUCAAUGUGACCUCUGAUACCUUGACCCUCACCUUUAUCCCUUUGAACAACUCACUCACGUUUGUCAAUGGAAUUGAAGUGGUUUCUGGCCCUGAUGAGUUGAUUCCUGACUCAGCAUUGGCUUUAUCCCCCUCUUCCACUUUUAGUGGCCUUUCUGAUCUUGCCCUUGAGACUGUUUACCGUUUGAACAUGGGGGGUCCUUUGCUCACCCCACAGAAUGACACCCUUGGGAGAACCUGGGAGAAUGACAGGAAGUACCUCCACGUGAAUAGCUCUGCUGUGAAUGUGUCAGUUAGCCCUGCAAUAAUAACUUAUUCCGAAGCUCUCACACCUGAGAUGGCCCCAAAUUGGAUCUAUGCAACUGCAGAAACCAUGGGAAAUGCAAAUGUUCAAGAUUUAAAUUUUAAUGUGACUUGGGUCUUCCCUGUGGAUCCAAAUUUCUUGUAUUUCAUCCGACUACACUUCUGUGACAUUGUGAGCAAGGCUGAAAAUAACCUUGUCUUCAACGCAUACAUCAACUCUUAUCUUGGCUAUGGUAGUCUCGAUGUCGCAUCCCAAGCUGGUGGCCUGAAUAAACCUUUUUACAAAGAUUUUGUCUCCAAUUCCUCAGCUGAUUCGGAUACUUUAACUGUUAGUGUGGGCCCGGAUGCAAUAGCAGAGAUCGCAAAUGCAAUUUUGAAUGGGUUGGAGAUCAUGAAGAUUAGCAAUGAUGCUAGAAGCUUGAAUGGGCUUUCUUCUGUCGAAAGCCUUCUUCUGCAAUCACCCUCAAAGAAGAGUAAGCUGGGACUUAUAAUUGGGUUGGCUGUUGGAAUUUCAGCUGCACUGGGAUUGAUGGCUUUGUUUUAUUGCUGCCUAGUGUCUCGAAGAUCAAAGACUGAUCAACAAGGGCAUCCAUGGUUGUCAUUGCCCAGAUAUGGAAAUUCUCUGACCAUGACAAAAGGGUCUACAACGUCUCAGAAGAGUGGAACUGCAAGCUAUAUCUCUUUGGUUUCUUCAAAUCUUGGCCGCCUAUUCAUGUUCCAAGAGAUCAUGGAUGCAACUAACAAAUUUGAUGAGAGCUUGCUUCUAGGGGUGGGUGGAUUUGGUAGGGUUUACAAAGGAACACUUGAAGAUGGGACCAAGGUAGCUGUCAAGAGAGGGAACCCAAGAUCUGAGCAAGGGCUUGCUGAGUUCCGGACUGAAAUUGAGAUGCUAUCCAAGCUCCGCCAUCGUCACCUUGUUUCUCUGAUUGGAUACUGUGAUGAACGGUCAGAAAUGAUCCUGGUUUAUGAGUACAUGGCAAAUGGGCCUCUCAGGAGCCAUCUUUAUGGGACAGAUCUCCCACCUCUUUCAUGGAAGCAAAGACUUGAGAUUUGCAUUGGAGCAGCAAGGGGACUGCAUUAUCUCCACACAGGGGCCGCCCAGAGCAUUAUUCACAGAGAUGUUAAGACCACCAACAUUCUCUUGGAUGAGAACUUUGUAGCCAAGGUUGCUGACUUUGGCCUCUCAAAAACGGGCCCUGCUCUGGAUCAGACCCAUGUAAGCACAGCUGUUAAAGGCAGCUUUGGGUACCUUGACCCUGAGUAUUUUAGGAGGCAACAGCUGACUGAGAAAUCUGAUGUUUACUCCUUUGGUGUGGUUCUGAUGGAGGUCCUCUGCACUAGACCUGCUCUCAAUCCUGUUCUCCCAAGGGAGCAAGUUAAUAUAGCAGAGUGGGCAAUGAGCUGGCAGAAGAAGGGCAUGUUGGACCAGAUAAUGGACCCCACUUUGGUUGGUAAGGUGAACCCAGCAUCUCUCAAGAAAUUUGGUGAGACUGCUGAGAAAUGUCUGGCGGAGCAUGGAGUUGAUAGGCCAACAAUGGGGGAUGUCUUAUGGAAUCUUGAGUAUGCUCUCCAGCUCGAAGAGACCUCAUCUGCAUUAACUGAGCCAGAAGACAACAGCACAAACCAUAUUCCUGGUAUUCCGCUGGCACCUCUUUCACCAUUUGAUAACAGUGUGAGCAUGAUUGAUGGGGUGAACUCUGUUACUGAUGAUGAUGCUGAAGAUGCUGCAACCAGUGCAGUCUUCUCUCAGUUGGUAAAUCCUCGCGGAAGAUGAGAAAGAAGGGUUCCAUCUUUGUGAUCUCUUCAGCCAUUGGACUGCAGUCUGCCCAAUGACUUGUUCCCCUGGCUUAUUUGAAUUGAUAAGGAUGGAUGCUUGAGAGUUUUGCUUGGUCAGCUCUAAGAAGAUUUUUCCUUAUCUGUUUCCUCAGUUUCAUCACAAUCUUUAUCCACUGAUAAUUUGUCCCAGUUCAUAAUAUAAGUCAUUGUAUGCAGCAGACUGUUUCAAGGUUACCUCCUAUAAGGAUGUGAGGAUACUAUGUUUAUGUUGCCUUGGUUUGAACUAAGCUGGGUUUUAUUUCCUAAUCUGGUCUUGCACAUUUCUUAGAUAUUGGUUGUAUUCAUUGUAUAAUUUUGAUUCACACCAUGAAAGGAAAAUAAAGAAAACAGCCUACAGUCACUUUGCAACAAUUUCUUGCCAACCGAGUGUAUACAAUAUAUCUGAUUUAAAAGUCAUUCCUCAUGUUGCUGUUAAA